UGAGAUAGAGAGAGAGAGAAGGAGAGCACCAUUAUCGUAAGAAGUAUGUGGUUGUUCCUUGAAAGCAGGUUCUGAUUCUCGUCCCCUUCAGAUCCGAUUCCAUCUCUCUCUCUCUAUUUUCCAUGUUCUUGAAAAAAGAUUCUCUUUUGGAUUUGUGUUUGUGGAUGAGAUUGUGGAUAAAGCCAUCUUCUAUUUCUGGACUGCUCAAACUCAUUCUCUUCUCUCUGAUUCUCUUCUUAUUCCUUCAACUACGACUCCUCUUCUGAUUCUAUCCAAACUUUUUUCUUUUGCAUUAAUCUGAGAGAGCUAUACAGCGGAUCCCUUUGAUCAUCAAUAGUUUGAAGAAUCUGGGUUUGUUUUUUUCUCAUCACCAAAUCGGUGUCUUGUUGUUCAAUUAUACAAUCCUGGCGUUGAGCGAAAGCCUGAGGUUGAAGAUUCCUUCACCGGAAACCACAAGCUUUGAUUUUGAUUGCGUUGGUGGUCUGGAGUGCCUGAUAAGCGUAUUCAGGGCCCUUGAUAUGGGGUCCUGCUUAUCAUCUUCAGGAGAAACCAGGAGUAGGAGGAGGAAGAGCUCCUCCAAGAGGAGAUCUUGCAGUUCUUCUUUCGACAACACUGGAGAAGAUGAGCCACUUCUCCACAGGAUCCCUGGAAGGAUGUUCUUGAAUGGAUCUACCGAUCAUGCGUCUCUCUUCUCCCAACAGGGCAAGAAAGGUCCUAACCAGGACGCUAUGAUUGUCUGGGAGAAUUUUGGGUCAAUGGCGGACACUGUUUUUUGUGGUGUAUUUGAUGGACAUGGUCCAUAUGGUCACGUUAUAGCAAAGAGAGUCAGGGAUUUGCUUCCGCUCAAAUUAGGCUCUCACUUGGAGUCGUCCUAUGUCUCCUGCGAGGAGGUUCUUAAAGAGAUCAGCCUCAACACUGCUGACAGAAAGACCUCUGAAAGCCUUGUCCACAUAUCUGCUAAUGGAGAAUCCCGAAUCUACAAUAAGGAUCAGGAUAUGGUUCAGACACUGUUGACCUCAAUUGUUAAGGCCUACAGAUUCAUGGACAAGGAAUUGAAGAUGCAAGUGGAUGUUGAUUGUUUUUGUAGUGGAACUACUGCUCUUACUAUGGUUAAGCAGGGUCAACAUCUUGUUGUUGGAAACAUUGGGGAUUCAAGAGCAGUAUUGGGUACGAGGAACAAAGAGAAUAAACUUGUUCCUUUUCAGUUAACUGAAGAUCUCAAACCAGAUGUUCCAGCUGAAGCAGCCAGGAUAAAGAGGUGCAGAGGACGUAUAUUUGCUCUCCGGGAUGAACCUGGGGUUGCCCGCCUCUGGCUUCCUAACCACAACUCACCUGGUCUGGCCAUGGCGCGUGCUUUUGGAGAUUUUUGCCUUAAGGACUUUGGUCUCAUUUCUGUGCCUGACGUGUCUUACCGACGCCUCACUGAGAAAGAUGAAUUUCUUGUCUUGGCAACUGAUGGGAUUUGGGAUGUAUUGACGAAUGAAGAAGUAGUGGAGAUUGUAGCGAAAGCACCAACACGUUGCACAGCUGGUCGAGCCUUGGUGGAAGCUGCAGUGAGGAAUUGGAGAUGGAAGUUCCCCACUUCAAAAGUCGAUGACUGCGCUGUAGUUUGCCUUUUCCUUGACUCGAAACCAGACAACUUAUCAACUGCUUCUUUCUCAGUGGAUAAACACAUCAGCAAUGGCCUUACUGAACCGGACACAGCAUCAACGUCAACUCCAGGCUCUGGAACCGAAUCACCUGAGCUCAAUGGAGUCGACAGAAUCGACACACUCGUGAAUCUCACCAUGCAUGUGCCAACCAAAGAGUAGGGAGAUAGAACAGAGGCAUGGUGAAAAUGUGAGAUUAGACUUUGUCUCUCUCUCUCUCUCUCUCCAUUUCCUUUUUUUUUCAAGUCUCUCAACGUCUCUUAUGCUCUAUGUUCACGUCAAAAGUCACUGUUUGUUAUAUAAAUCUGCCAAUACUUUUGCUACGGUCUUUCUUUUCUUUUCCUUUUUUUUUUGUAAAUAAAUUUCUGAAGCCGCAUUUGUGUUUGUUUGAGCAAUUUUUAAAUGUUAGAAACCGCAUCUGCUUUUUAGAAUCAAAGUGCUGUUCAGAGUUUUUUUUUUUA
Molecule: messenger RNA, 2110 nt
Organism: Brassica oleracea var. oleracea
Lineage: Eukaryota; Viridiplantae; Streptophyta; Magnoliopsida; Brassicales; Brassicaceae
Product: probable protein phosphatase 2C 74
Exons: 5
Coding region: 519-1811 (430 amino acids)
Biological process (GO): protein dephosphorylation
Molecular function (GO): protein serine/threonine phosphatase activity
Source: RefSeq, a predicted model, not a curated record